AUGCCUCCAGAAAAGCCUCUGCUGAAUGGACAAGAGUCACUGACCAUAGGUUUUGUGUUUAAGCAGUUUUUCUCCACUUGCUGCAACAAUUUGAAGAUGUUUCUGCACAGAAGCUUUAUCAGAGGGCUGUGGCUUGGGCUUCUGCUACUUGCUCUUGUGCAUGAUGCCUCAGUCCAGGGGAAAAAUGUGGCAAAUAUGACAAACUACAAACUGCGUGAUGAUGGAGGGAAUGUUAAUUUUCAAUUUCCGGGUCGACGUGAAUGUUUAGUGGAGGUGGUUUUCAUUGUGGACAGCUCUGAGAGUGCAAGGUACCUAUAUGACGAGGAGAAGCAGUUGGUGAAGGACUUAAGCACCGAGCUCAAUGGGCUCAACUUGGAAGACCAUAACCUGGAUAUUCGAAUGGCUUUACUUCAGUACAGCAGCUCUGCAGUCCACGUGCACAGACUUGUGGACUGGACAAAUCUGGAAUCUUUCCACAGAAAAAUUGACCGCAUGAGCUUACUUGCCAAAGGCACCUUCACAGCAUUAGCCAUUAACAAAGCUGCAGAUAUGGUGAAGAAUGAAAAGCGGAGUAAAAGUGUCCGUAUCGUAGUGCUCAUGAAUUUUGGAGUUGAUCAUCCUAACAGCCCUGACGCGGUAACAGCUGCCUUGGCUGCCAAAGGCAACGGCAUCAAGAUCUUCGUUUUGGGGUUACCGGGUGUUUCCCUUCAGACAGACAUCCAGAAUAAGCUUGUGGCCAUCGCAAGCUCACCUGCUGAGACGUAUUUCCAUAAACUGAAUGAGCCUCAACUAAAAAACAACCUGUUACAACACAUGAAAACUGUUGUACAGGAACUGUGCUGUUGUGUGCACGAAAAAGGAGAGAGAGGCUCACCAGGCCCUCCUGGAGAGAAAGGAGAAAGAGGAAAUGACGGGUUUCUUGGUCAAAAAGGAGAUAAGGGUGAGCGUGGAUUCAAAGGAGAUGAAUGUUCAGAGGGACGUUCAGGUCAGAAGGGCGAAAAGGGGAAGAAAGGAGAAUGUGGCAAUAUUGGAGAUAAGGGUGAAAAAGGACUUGAUGGAAGAGAUGGCCAACCAGGACCUAAAGGAGAUAAGGGUUCAAUAGGACCAAUAGGAGACAUAGGUCCUGAGGGCCCAGCAGGACCUAAAGGGGACAGAGGGCCUUCUGGUGAACCUGGAACACCAGGAGACUCUAGGAUUGGACCUCCAGGGCUCAAGGGUGAAAAGGGCAUUCAAGGAUUACCAGGUCAAAGAAGUCUCGGUGAGAAAGGAGAACCGGGAAUGCCUGGGCCAGUAGGACCAAUUGGACCAAAAGGAGACCCUGGACCCCGAGGACAAGGGUUUCCAGGACCAAAAGGAGACCGUGGAUUUCAAGGUCCAAAAGGAGACCGUGGGCCUGUGGGUGAUGGGAUCAAAGGUGAUAAGGGUUAUGAUGGGCUUCCAGGACCCCAAGGUCCACCUGGUCCUCCUGGAUUUGGACUUAAAGGGGAAAAGGGAAACGAAGGCCCAAUUGGACCCACAGGACCCAGAGGACCUCCAGGAUACGGACUCACAGGGCCAAAGGGGAAUCAGGGGUUUCCAGGUGAGCCUGGGGCCAAAGGUGAGAGAGGUGUGGGAACACCAGGACCGAAGGGUAACACGGGAGCUCAGGGUUUAUCAGGACUUCCUGGUCUACCAGGAAAGGACGGAAGCCCAGGACAAAAGGGUGAUGUUGGCUUGCCAGGACCCAGAGGAGCCGACGGGAUUCCUGGUAGAGGAUUUCCUGGAGCGAAAGGGGACAAAGGGGACUGCGGGAGCAGAGGCCAGCCAGGUCCACCUGGCCCAAUAGGGCCGAUUGGUCCAAAGGGGGAACAGGGAAAUAUAGGACUACCAGGACUAACUGGGCCUCCUGGCAGGGGGAUUCCUGGAGACAAGGGAGAUCAGGGUCCACGGGGUCCGGCUGGAGACGUGGGAAAACCUGGGAUUGGAUUUCCUGGACCCAAGGGUGACCAAGGCCCCCCUGGUCCUGUCGGGCCACCAGGACCAAAAGGUCAAAGUUCCUCCUGCCUCCCAGGACCUCCGGGACCUCCUGGUCUGCCAGGAGAGAAUGGAAUUGAUGGAUCUGGUUUUCCUGGACCCAAGGGGGACAUGGGCUUCAUUGGACCCCCUGGUCCUCGAGGAAUUAGUGUGAUAGGUCCAAAGGGUUCGGCAGGUCCAAUUGGACCUCCUGGCCCUCCAGGGAUACCCGGAGGAGAAUUACCAGGACAAAAGGGGGAACCUGGACUUCAGGGAAAUCCUGGACCCAGAGGUCCUCCAGGACAAGGUCUGCCAGGAGUCAAGGGAGACCGAGGAUCCACAGGUUUACCUGGAAAAAAGGGAGAGUCUGGUGAUCCUGGAGAUAAAGGAGAGAUUGGACCUUCGGGCAUAAAGGGACACAAAGGAGAACCCGGACUAACAAGGAGUGAGAUCAUACAUAUAAUCAGAGAAAUUUGCAACUGUGAGAAGCCCAAUAAAGACGAACCUCUAGAACUCAUCUUUGUAGUUGAUGCCUCAGAGAGCGUGGGCAUUGAAAACUUUAAUUUGGCCAAACAGUUUAUAUACAUGCUGCUAAGCAACACCAAACUCAAACACGAUAACAUACGUGUCGCCAUUAUCAUCUAUAGCGACGAUCCUAAAGUUUUCCACCGCCUCAUUGACCCAAUAUCGGAUCUCAAUAAAAUAAUGGACCGUUUGGAGUAUCUGGGCGAGGGCACCCGCACCGGCAGAGCCAUUGAACAAGCCAACAAGGAGUUUGAGUUUGCACGGCCAAAUGUGAAGAAAGCAGCUAUCGUCAUCACAGACGGACAGACUAACCCGGAGGACUUGCCUGAUUUGAGGAAUGCUGUAAAAAAAGCUAAAGAAAAUAAUAUUGAGAUAUUUGCCAUCGCGGUGGUGGAUAUGAAUAACGCCAAUGCAUACAACUUCAUAGAGGAGAUAGAGUUCAUCGCCUCAAAACCUUCCCAUCCGCAUGUGUUCCCCAUCGAUGACUACUCAAGGCUUUCAGAACUUGCGGAAGCUCUCAUGAGUGGUAUCUCUGAAGAAGGUGCCCUGUUUAACACUAAAUUCAUAUCCCCCAUACUUAUUCCUUUGUUCUUAAGAGACACUGAUUACAAUAGUGAGCCACCAUAUGAGGAUGGACACAAUCCCACCUUCCAGAGGGUUCUGACAAUGUCACAGGCAGAUUCUACAGCAACCCCCUCCAAGAAGGAGUUGGUCCUUCCGCAGAGACCAAAGACAGGCUGCAGGCAGAGCCUGGAUCCAGGCCCGUGUCACGACUACGUCAUGAAGUGGUACUAUGAUGCCACGUCUAACUCCUGCUCCCAGUUCUGGUUUGGAGGUUGUCAAGGAAACCAAAACCGCUUUGAUACGGAGAAGACAUGUAGAGAGACCUGUGAAAGGUUCUAAUCCUUUAGGCAAUAAAUAUGUAUGUUAUCAAGUAAAUGCUAGAAACAUUUUAGUCAAACUUUAAAUGUGAAUAGAUUUAGUGGUUUCAUCUCUUUUUAUUAUUGAGCAGUCAUUGUCACUGUAAACACAGUUGUUUGACAAUAAAUGACUUUACACAUUUGUA
This is a messenger RNA of Girardinichthys multiradiatus, 3583 nucleotides long. It is a transcript of the gene col28a1b, whose product is annotated as collagen, type XXVIII, alpha 1b. The record is from RefSeq and is a predicted model, not a curated record. Bases 1 to 3420 code for a protein of 1139 amino acids. The transcript has 34 exons. Gene Ontology annotation, molecular function: serine-type endopeptidase inhibitor activity. Lineage: Eukaryota; Metazoa; Chordata; Actinopteri; Cyprinodontiformes; Goodeidae.